GUCACUGCUCAUAUCACUGAAAUACAACUAUGUUGUCGGUAUGCAUAGUGUUGCUGUAAUGUAGGAAGUAAUGUAUAAUUAUACAUAAACAAUCAAACUGAUGCUGUUUAUGAUCACGCUGUUUAUUAAGGGCCAAGAAUCACAUCUGAAAAACAAAAAAGAAUGAUCAGGAAGUGUUGAUAGAAGCUCGGGAUCCCAUGGUGGCUUGAUGGUGACUUUAAAUCACAUGAGCAUGAAGGAGUAUGAGGAGACUGGUGCUCCACUGCUGGGUGAAGCAAACAGCACAGAAAACCCGAGCAUCAAAAACAGAAGGGAGUCCAGAGAAUUCUUCCUUGCACAGUGGAAAAAUCUUGGCCUGAGUCUUGUUCUGCUCCUGAGCUGUUAUUCAGCAAUCCUUGUCCCUGCUUAUUUCCCUACUAAACAACUGACCUGGACUGAAAGCUCCACAGAAGAAUAUAUGGCGAUACUGAAUGACUCGGCAGCUCUGCUGUCUCGGCCGUGUAUAAGCGGCCUGGCUAAGGCAAAGCUGCAGAAAGUGCUGAAUCUCCACAGCCUGCUUCAGAUUCCUGCAUUCCUCCAGAAUGGGACUGGACACUGGGAACAGGCACCUCCACUUGGUCUUCUAGGUAGUGAGGGUACGUUGGCACAAGUACUUACAGUUCUGCCUCUCUCUGGACUGCCCUCUGUUCCACACAGUUGCAGUAGAUGUAUGGUGGUUGGGAGUGGAGGAAUCUUACAUGGAAAACAUCUUGGAGUCCAUAUUGAUAAAUAUGAUGUCAUUAUAAGAAUGAACGAUGCACCAGUGUUUGGAUUUGAGGAAGACGUAGGCUCAAGAACCACAAUUCGACUGAUAUAUCCUGAAGCAGCAUCUUUCUUGGCACAAGAAUAUCAGAACACAGACAUAGUAGCUUUAGUUGCAUUCAAGAAACUGGAUUUAGAGUGGUUGACCUCUAUUGUAACGAAAAAACCUUUGAGCUGGUGGUCUAAACUGUGGUUCUGGAGAGAAGUUGCAAAUGAUAUUCCACUUCAGCCAAGAAACUUCCGCAUCUUAAAUCCUGAAAUACUCAGCCGAACAUGGCAUGUGCUGCAAACCUAUGGAAAACAUGAACGCAAGACGGUGCCUACAUUAGGCUUCACUGGUGUGGUGUUAGCAUUACAGCUGUGUGAUGAAGUUAGCCUGGCAGGUUUUGGCUAUGACUUCACACAUCCUGGAUCAAUGCUCCAUUACUACGGGACUGCGCGCAUGAACCAAAUGAUGGCACAAAUAGUGCAUGAUGUGAGUGCAGAACAUAGUUUACUGCAUGACCUUGUCAAGUCUGGAGUUGUGUAUGAUGUUACAGGUGCAGUGUAAUUAACAGGCCUCAUAUAUUAAAUGAAUAUAAAUGCAUUUAUUAAUAAACUAUUCAAAGGA
This is a messenger RNA of Tachysurus fulvidraco (yellow catfish), 1411 nucleotides long. It is a transcript of the gene st3gal7, whose product is annotated as ST3 beta-galactoside alpha-2,3-sialyltransferase 7. The transcript is spliced from 8 exons. Gene Ontology annotation, molecular function: lactosylceramide alpha-2,3-sialyltransferase activity. Bases 209 to 1351 code for a protein of 380 amino acids. The record is from RefSeq and is a predicted model, not a curated record. NCBI's taxonomy places the organism in Eukaryota, Metazoa, Chordata, Actinopteri, Siluriformes, Bagridae.